Mesorhabditis belari is the source of this 687-nucleotide messenger RNA. NCBI's taxonomy places the organism in Eukaryota, Metazoa, Nematoda, Chromadorea, Rhabditida, Rhabditidae. The record is from the annotation of a GenBank genome assembly.
AUGAAUACUGCGUACAAUUCUUUGCUGGACCCGGACUCAUUGCGACAAGGAGCUGAGGCCAAAUUGUACGAUUGUGUUUAUUUGGGGAAACCAGCUAUUCUAAAAGAAAGAUUUUCAAAAAAAUACCGGCAUGAAGAGCUUGAUAAACGGCUAAAUUUCGCUCGUUUACGCGCAGAAAUCAGAGGAAUCAAUAAAGCCCAGCAGGUAGGCGUGAAAGCGCCUGCAAUUUACUUUGUCGACACAAAUAGACACAUACUGAUUAUGGAACGAGUUGAAGGGCCAACGGCAAAAGAUUGGAUUGAGAGCCAGCGACAACGUGCCGAAGAAGAGUUCAAGGUUCAAGCAAAGUUUGGAGAAGUUCUUGGUGGCGAAAUUGCAAAGAUUCACCUUUCUGGCCUGAUCCACGGUGAUUUAACAACGUCAAAUAUGAUUGUUAAAAACGGUGAUCCAGGCAACCUACAUCUCAUCGAUUUCGGACUCGCAAAUUCGGGCAAAGUAAUCGCUGAAGACAAAGGCGUCGAUCUAUAUGUGCUAGAACGGGCUAUUCAAGCAACGCAUAUCAAUUGUGAACACAUCGUCGAUGCCAUACUUAAUGGUUAUAAAUCCGUAAAUGCUAAACAAGGAGAAGCUGUUAUGGCAAGACUAAUUGCAAUUCGACUACGAGGACGUAAAAGAGAUAUGGUUGGA